This is a messenger RNA of Zasmidium cellare ATCC 36951, 1218 nucleotides long. RefSeq lists its product as uncharacterized. The transcript has a single exon. Bases 1 to 1218 code for a protein of 405 amino acids. The record is from RefSeq and is a predicted model, not a curated record. Lineage: Eukaryota; Fungi; Ascomycota; Dothideomycetes; Mycosphaerellales; Mycosphaerellaceae.
AUGAUCCCAAACUUGGGCAUAACGUCCACGUUCAACAUCGAUACCGCCCCUUCACGAUUCACGACGCCUCAACAAACGGAUCCUGCUGCCUCUCAACUCAUCACAACGACGGAGAUGCUCUCUGCACCGCGACCACUCAUCACACCAGCACCACCAGACGCAUUCCCCCUAUUCGAACUCCCAGGCGAGCUACGCAACAUCAUCUACGAACUCAGCCUCCAAGGAGACCGCGACACCCCCAGCCUGACCGACCAAGGCUUCGGAGUCCCCUGCCCGCAGAUCCUCCUCGCGCACCCUCUAGCCUACUACGAAGCGAAGGACCUCCUAUUCGUCGACAAGACGUUCAAGUUCACACUCUAUCACUCCACAGACUGCAUGUUGGGGGAUUGCAGACUGCCGGGCUGCGAGCUGCGGUGCGUUAAGGCGGAUUGGAGCGUGAACGAAGGACGUCGUCAAGAUGUCGUGGACGUGGACGUUCGGGUGAAAUACGCACUACCGUCCUGGACGUCGAGGAUCUUCUCGGCAUACGUCGAAGUCCUCAUCGAUCCGAUCUCAGAACCGCUAGUCUCGAGGGGAAACGUCCUCGCGGCGCUGAAUAGCUUUCUACAUAUCCUCUCCCUGGAAGCGAAGAAGUUGGAGAAGUUGCGGAUUAAGUUCGUGGUCAAAGGACGGAGCCUGCUGUGUCCGCAUCUGUACUCCGUGCUCUUCCCAUUGACGCGAUGUCCGGCACUGAAAGAGAUUUUGUUGGAGGAUAUUCCAGGGCGGGAGAAGAUUCAGAGGAAGCUGCAGAGAAGUCUGGGUAGGAAAAUCUCGUGUCCGGAGUUUGAGAAAGUCAGGAAGACGGUAGAAGGGGCCCAAAGACUUCUCUGGCGAGCGCAGAAUCAGAAUGUAGACAGAAAGACGUGUCGGCGGAUGGCGAACCGUCUCCAUAGACCCGAGUAUCAAUUCCGCACCAAGUGCGAUCUCACGUGGCAUGCGGAGCAAGGGGCUGUGGUCUGGUCUGUUCCGCCCCGGCGGACGCCAGAUGGGCGUGAGACUGUGGGGAUGCAGCGGAAGAUGAUCUCGUUGUGUAAAGGGGAGACUUUCUAUCGGAGGUUGGGGAAGGCGGAUUUGGGCAAGUUGGAGGGGGAGAUGGGGUUGUUGAGGUUGGCUAUGAGGGAGAGUGAAGAUGAUGUUUGGAGUUGUGCUGUUGAUAGUGGGGUUGAUAUGCCGCUGUAG